Molecule: messenger RNA, 1538 nt
Organism: Rhipicephalus sanguineus (brown dog tick)
Lineage: Eukaryota; Metazoa; Arthropoda; Arachnida; Ixodida; Ixodidae
Gene: UQCR-C2
Product: cytochrome b-c1 complex subunit 2, mitochondrial
Exons: 13
Coding region: 39-1424 (461 amino acids)
Cellular component (GO): mitochondrion
Molecular function (GO): metal ion binding
Source: RefSeq, a predicted model, not a curated record
UUACUCUUUCUCUCACGCUUUCUCUCUCUCUGCUCCCGAUGUAUGGUGGAAUAGCCAUGGCGGCGAAGAUCGCACGGAUCCCUUGCUUGAAGCUUCAUGCGGUCCGAGCCUUUGCCGCACAAGCUUCCCCCAAGGCAUCGCAGAGCAAGUUGGAAUGCCUGCCCAAGCAAGACGUUGAGACGUCCACACUGCCCAAUGGCCUGACGGUGACCACCCUCGAGAACUACUCGCCCGUCACGCGGCUCGCCAUCGUGGUCAAGGCUGGCGCCCGGUACGAAGACAGCAGCAACCUCGGCAUCACCCACACCCUCCGCAACGCAGCAACUUUGGCCACCAAGAGCCACUCCAAGUUUGCCAUCACCAAGAACAUCGAGUACCUCGGUGCCAACCUGACGGCGUGCACAACACGAGAGCACAUCAUUUACCUGUUGGAGUGCAACCGCGAUGAUGCCCACGUGGCACUCAAGUUUGCCCACGAGGUGGCGUUUCUGCCGGCCUUCAAGCACUGGGAAGUGGAUGACGCUGCUGCCCAGCUCCACAGGGAGCUGGCCCUGUUCCGGCAGAACCGAGAGGCCGUGCUGAUGGAGGCGGUGCAUGCAGCUGCCUUCCGCGGCAGCCUCGCCAAUUCCCUGUACAUCAGCGACUUCCUGGUUGGCCGCUACAACAAUGAAAAGCUGGCCCAGUUUUUCAAGAAGCACGUGAGUGCACCACGCGCCGUCAUCUCCGUUGUCGGCGCAGAAUGCAAACGGGUGUCAGAUGCGCUCAAGGACGUCGAGCUGCCCACCAAUCCCGGCGCCGACUUCCUACCCUGCAAGUUUGGCUCAGGUGAAAACCGCCUGGAGACGCCGGGCGAGUACGUGGAUGCAGCGGUGGUCGUGGAAGGCGUGGGCGUGCGCAACUCCAAGGAGUGCCUCGCCCUGAGCGUAUUCACGCAUAUGCUGGGCCUGGGGCCCCGGCUGCCGUACAGCGUGAGCCAGGCCACCAAGCUGGGAGAGGCGGCCGCAAAGGCCACCCAGAAGCCAUUCGCCGCGACAGCUCUGAACGUCAAUUACACAGACACUGGGCUCUUCGGCGUCGCCGUGGCUGGCCACCCGGACGACAUGGACAAGCUAAUCAAAGCAGCGAUGGGUCAGGUGCGGACGGUCGCACAGAAGGUUGCCGACAAGGACGUCCAGGACGCCAAGCAGAGGUUGAAGGCGGCGGUGCUGUUCGGCCGGGAGAACCAUUCGGACCUGGCGGUAGAGAUGGGCGUGCACGUGUCUCGCACCGGACAGCCCUGGCGGCAGGACGAACUCGUGCAGGCCAUCGACGCCGUCACCACACAGGACGUCGCCACGGUGGCAGCCCGUGUGACGAAGAGCAAGCCAGCCAUGGCUGCCAUCGGUCGCUUACACAACACUCCGCACAUCGACGAGCUCGUCUAGGAGAAGCUGCUGUUAGUUGUGCUUGCAAGCAUAGUGGUUGCCGCUGCUGCCAAGACAUCUUGGUGGCUACGCGACUAGGAUGCACCGUUAAUAAAUAACAUUUCCUGCCCGACA